AUGAUAAAUUUAGCUACUACAGCUCCAUUGGCUGACCCUGACUACAAGCAAAAUCUCUUUUCAGAAGCUUCUAAGCCAGAUCCAAACGAGUUCCCACCUCAUCAUAGACAUAAAUAUGCUAAGCGUGCUGCCUCUGAUUGCCAAUUUCCAAAUGGUAAUGGUAUGGUUGCUGUUCAAACUAGUGGUAAGAAUGCUGGUUGGGCUAUGCAUGAUGAUCAAGAAUGUAAGCCUGGUACUUGGUGUCCAUAUGCUUGUCAACCAGGUCAACUAAUGGCACAAUGGGAUCCAAGUGCUACUUCCUACACUUACCCACAAUCACAAUAUGGUGGGUUAUAUUGUGAUAGCAAUGGUAACUUACAAAAAGGUUUCAAAGAUAAAGAUUAUUGUUAUCAAGGCAAGGGAACUGUAUCUGCUAAGAAUAGUGCGGGUAGUACAGUAGCAUUCUGCCAAACAGUAUUACCAGGUAAUGAAGAAAUGUUGAUUCCUACUGAAGUUGGUAGCGGUUCUUCACAAGUAUUGGCUGUUCCAGGUACUGAUUAUUGGGCCAGUACCGCUGCUCACUACUACGUAAACCCACCAGGUGUAAGCGCCAAUGAUGGUUGUAAAUGGGGCUCUACUUCUAAUCCUUGGGGGAAUUGGUCUCCUUAUGUUGCUGGUGCAAACAUGGAUGAUAAUCAAAAUACUUAUGUCAAGAUUGGUUGGAACCCUGUUUAUCUAGAAGCUUCGUCGCCAUUUAAUAAACAAAAACCAACCUUUGGAAUAAGAAUAACAUGUGAUGAUGAAUCUCAAUGUAAUGGGCUACCGUGCACUAUCGAUCCAUCCAAGCAAGGGGUAAACGAAGUAUCUAGUAAUCAAGCAAGUAAAGGUUCUGGAGACGCCGCCUUCUGUGUCGUAACUGCAAAAAACGGUGCAAAGGCUAAUAUUGAAGUGUUUUCAAUAUAA
Henningerozyma blattae CBS 6284 is the source of this 942-nucleotide messenger RNA. RefSeq lists its product as uncharacterized. The record is from RefSeq and is a predicted model, not a curated record. Bases 1 to 942 code for a protein of 313 amino acids. The transcript has a single exon. NCBI's taxonomy places the organism in Eukaryota, Fungi, Ascomycota, Saccharomycetes, Saccharomycetales, Saccharomycetaceae.